Empidonax traillii (willow flycatcher) is the source of this 1033-nucleotide messenger RNA. RefSeq names its product tRNA-yW synthesizing protein 3 homolog (gene TYW3). NCBI's taxonomy places the organism in Eukaryota, Metazoa, Chordata, Aves, Passeriformes, Tyrannidae. Bases 1 to 750 code for a protein of 249 amino acids. The record is from RefSeq and is a predicted model, not a curated record. Gene Ontology annotation, biological process: tRNA methylation. Gene Ontology annotation, molecular function: tRNA methyltransferase activity. Gene Ontology annotation, cellular component: cytoplasm. The transcript has 6 exons.
AUGGCGGCGUUCGCGCGGCGCAAGGCGCAGCGGCUCGCGCGGCCCGACGCCAGCCGGAAGCGCUCGCUGGACGCGCGCGCCGCGGGGCUCGCGCGGCUCCUGAACGCGCGCGAGCGGUUCUGUACGGCCAGCUCGUGCGACGGCAGAGUCCUGGUGGCGGACACGGACGGCGGCGGGAUCCAGAAGAAGAACUGCAGAUGGCUCCUGGUAACACACGACCCGUGUGCCAAAGGCGAUGUGAUGACAGCACUAGAGAAGGCCACUGGAGAUGUUGUGUUCAAGUUUGAACCAUUUGUUCUUCACGUGCUGUGUCGGGAGAUGCAGGAUGCACAGCUGCUGCAUUCAGUGGCUGUUGAUUCUGGAUUCAGGAACUCCGGUAUUACGGUUGGCAGAGGAGGAAAAAUUACAAUGGCUGUCCGGAGCACUCACUGCUUAGAAGUUCCAUUGAGCCACAAGGGGAGAUUGUUGGUCUCUGAAGAAUAUAUUGAAUUUCUGGUACAAGUAGCCAAUCAGAAAAUGGAAGAAAACAUAAGGAGGAUUGAGAGAUUCCAGAAAGGCUUGGAGUUGGCUCUGGAGGCUGCUGUUUCUACAGACACCUUGGCUCCUGAGAGGCCGGAGAAGAGCCGCUCUGUGUAUGUGCACAGGAGAAAGAGACGGACCCCUCGGGAACAGGCCGAUCCCAGCAGAGAGCUGGAGCCCCAGGAUGAUACUGAAAGCAGUCUGGAUCUGUUUGCCGAAAUCAUGAUAUAGACUAAGGCAUUUGAAAGGAAAUGGCAAACUGAUUGUAAUGCUCUUUGUAAGAGGUUUAUAUACAUUUGUGCUCUAAGUAGUCACACUCCCAUGGACAUGGACUAGAAAAAAGGUAAUUAACAGAAUGAUGAGCAGGUGUAACGCUACCGGGCACAGACAACAAAGCCUUAGAGUGUUUUGGGGGUUUUUCAACUGUACAGUUUUUCAACUGUACUGUUGAAUUAACAAGCUUUUACUCCAUCUUCCAGUUAUCCCAGAAAUAACAGGUUUGCUGCAGCCUUUG